AUGGGCGCGCCGGCGGCGGUGGCGGUCGCGGUGCAGCUGCUGGUGCAGCUGUUGGGUGGCCGGAACAUGACACGCUGUUUGCAGGCUGCGCGCGGUGUCCCGGGAACCCCCUGCCCUGCCCUGCGCGCUCCCGGGUGGCCGGGCCGGGCCGACGGGCCUGUGUCCUGCAGCUCAGUCCCGUUCGGUCUGUCCAUCCCAGGGCCCUGUGGCCGCCGGGCCGUAGGGACGCGUGUGGUGGGCGGAAAGGACGCGACGAUUGGGCGCUGGCCCUGGCAGGGCAGCCUGCGCCUCUGGGGUUACCACUCCUGCGGGGCGAGCCUGCUCAACCGGCGCUGGGUGCUGUCGGCCGCGCACUGCUUUGAAAGGAACACUAGCCCCGGCAUGUGGACAGUCCAGUUCGGUGAGCUGUCUGCCGCGCCAUCUAUCUGGAACCUGCAGGCCUACCGCAACCGUUACCAGGUGGAGGAGAUUGUUAUGAGCCCCAGGUAUUUGGGGGCGUCAGCCUUUGACAUUGCCAUGCUGAGGCUGGCCUCGCCUGUCACCUACACUAAGUACAUCCAGCCCAUCUGUGUCCUCGCCUCUUCUGAUGAGUUCCAGAACCGGAGUGACUGCUGGGUGACCGGCUGGGGAGACAUCCAAGAAAAUGAGGACCUGCCGGCUCCCUACAGCCUCCAGGAAGUGGAGGUCGGCAUCAUCAACACCACCAUGUGCGACUUCAUGUACACACAGCCUUCUUACCGCUACAAUAUCUGGGGAGACAUGAUUUGCGCUGGCCAUGCUCAAGGCGGCAGGGACGCCUGCUUCGCCCUGCUCACGCAUUCUGCUCCCCAGGGUGACUCAGGCGGACCCUUGGCCUGUGAAAAGAAAGGGCUGUGGUAUCAGGUUGGAGUCGUGAGCUGGGGAGUGGGCUGUGGUCGGCCCAACCGACCCGGUGUCUACACCAACGUCAGUACUCACUUCAAAUGGAUGCAGAUGCUGAUAGCCAGCAGCAGCAUUCACAAGCCAUCCCCCUGGCUGCUGCUGCUGCUCCUCCUCCUUCUCCGGACUGCCCCGUUCCUGCAGCCAGCCUGA
Myotis daubentonii (Daubenton's bat) is the source of this 1071-nucleotide messenger RNA. RefSeq names its product testisin-like. The coding region runs from base 1 to 1071 and encodes 356 amino acids. Gene Ontology annotation, molecular function: serine-type endopeptidase activity. Gene Ontology annotation, biological process: proteolysis. The record is from RefSeq and is a predicted model, not a curated record. The transcript is spliced from 6 exons. NCBI's taxonomy places the organism in Eukaryota, Metazoa, Chordata, Mammalia, Chiroptera, Vespertilionidae.